AUGGCGUCCCAAAUCCAACAAAGCGAUUUCUGCCUUGAAUGCAACUGGGAAGCCUUCCACAUUGAUGGCAAGGCUGCGGUAGAUCCCUCGGGUAAUGUUGCCCAACAUCAUUGGAACUGUUCAAGCCACGAGACCCAGACACCCCUACCCCAUUGCGAGGUCGAUGAGGCCUGCUGUGAUGUAGAUGACUGCGCGCUAGACUGUGGGUCAGUAUGUGACGGCUUUGUGGGCUGUGACACUUCCACUGUAUGCUCAGUUACUCAUUGCGCGAACGAGAACUGUGAUGAUGAUGACUGCCACGAUGACCACUGCGAGGAUAAUCAUUGUGAUACCAACCACUGCGAAGUGGAUACCUGCGAGGACAAUCACUGUGAAAGUAUUGAUCCCUUGUGCUUCGAAGACCACUGUUGUGAUGGUACUGCGACUCAAGACUGUGGCUUUGACAAUCUGUUCGGACUUAACAAUCCACUGUCGCUAGACACGGGGAUGUUCCCUUCCAUGGCAAUGGGAAAUCAUUCCGUUAGCCAUGUGACGAAAGCCAUGCAGCAUCCUCUUCCUGGGCUCGUUGACCCAUACCAACAGGAAAAUCUCCGAUCCUCGUAUCAAACGCAUGCCACCCACUGCGACCAAGAAGUUUCCAACCACUUCGAGUGCCAUGAUUUCCAGAAAGAUUGGCAAGGGAUGUUCCUUGCGCCUUCCCUCCCGACACAGACAGAAGUCAACCCAGCAGAAGUUUUCCACAUGCUUGGUAUGUGUUCCGACUUCUCAAUAUGCCAAGAUCAGCAUGUAUCUCAACCAUCAAAUGGUCUCAAUACCUUCGACAAACCCAAAAUCGACACCUCGGACGCAUUCAACUGCUUCGAUCCUGAACAUCAUCAUGUCCACAGCCAUUUCAAAAAUCCCAAUGAUUUCAACCUGCAAAAUAUUCGCAAAGGACCUCACCGCAAUCACCAUCGCUGCCGACCUCAUACCCAUGCUCAUUCUCACCCAUAUUCCCCUUAUUCCCGUCAGUCUCGCUCAAGCAUCAGCUCUCACCUUAUUCCCAGUCCAGCCGAGACCCCACCACCCCUCGAAGGUGAUUCUUCAUCUGUGCUUACCACACCGGAAUUUUCUCCGGUGGACAAUAAGCUGCACAUCUGCAAGUGGUCAACUGAUAUUUGUGGAAUCAAGGCUGCUUGUGGUGCUACAUUCGCCGAGUGCGGUGCCCUUCAAGAGCACCUCACUACUAGUCAUAUGAAUACCGUGAACGGUGCCAAGGGCAAUGGAUACUACUGCUGCUGGGAAGGAUGCCAUCGUCCGGACGAACCCUUCUCACAGAAGUCUAAGCUUCAGGGCCAUUUCCUUACACAUAGUAACUAUAAGAACUUCUCGUGCUCGGUGUGUGGCAAGGCGUUUGCUAGACAGGCGACAUUAGAUCGACACGAGCGCAGCCAUCGUGGUGACAAGCCCUACACAUGCAAACAUUGCAACAAAUCAUUUACAGAUAGCAGUGAAUUGAAAACACAUUCACGAACUCACACUGGCGAAAAGCCUUUCAAAUGCACCUGGCCAGGAUGCAGCUUCACCACAGGCGACUCUUCGAAUAUGUCUAGUCACAGACUUACCCACGGAGAGCGAAAACAUAAAUGCCUUUUUGCAGGGUGCUCUAAGAGCUUCACACGUCCUGACCAAUUGAAACGCCACCAGAGAACAACACAUAAAGAAGGAUCUCUCCUAUCACCGAGCCCCGAUCGCUUGACUAUGACCCCUUUCACUCUUGUCUAA
Molecule: messenger RNA, 1764 nt
Organism: Penicillium vulpinum
Lineage: Eukaryota; Fungi; Ascomycota; Eurotiomycetes; Eurotiales; Aspergillaceae
Product: C2H2-type zinc finger protein
Exons: 6
Coding region: 1-1764 (587 amino acids)
Biological process (GO): regulation of transcription by RNA polymerase II; central nervous system development
Cellular component (GO): nucleus
Molecular function (GO): RNA polymerase II cis-regulatory region sequence-specific DNA binding; DNA-binding transcription factor activity, RNA polymerase II-specific
Source: RefSeq, a predicted model, not a curated record